GAGAGAGAGAGAGAGAGAGAGAGAGAGAGUAUUCUUACAGUCUCAUCUCAUCAAAUACUGAUGAGAGAAGUGCACUGAUAUUCACAAUCCUUAAAGACAAACUCCAAAGACUAGAGAUUAGAGGGAAGACUGAAAUCCAUCCACAGUUUUUAUGGCUAAAGCUGAUGCAAGUGAUUUCGAACUUGAGGCCAAGCGCAAAGAAGACUCUUCUUGGCAUCCUUGCCAGGUUUUCUUCAGUGCGGAUAGCUCUACUUCCUCCGGUCUUACUGUCAACUUUGGAAGCCAGUUUGAGGAGGAAGUUAUAUUUUCGGAGGAAGAAGCUUUAGCGCGUCUUCGUUUCCGUUCCAGUCCUCUUCAAGGUGAUGAUUGUUCUCAUAUUAAAGAAGGUGAUCAUGUUCUUGCUAGUCUAAAGACACAAAGUAAGAGCCUCUUCUUUGAUUGCGAGGUGGAGAAGGUGAGCCGGAGGCACACAAAGAAAAUCUACUGCAGAUGUACUUUUCAGAUCAAACGGCUUUGCACCGAUUCUCAGGAUGGAACUGUGAAUGUCACAUCUAACGCGAUAAUGAAAAUCUCUACAACCAAACUUAGCCACCAUUCAGCUGUUGCAACGUUCCUGAAUUCUUUUAAAAGCCUAACCUGCUCAAAUGUAUCUUCACUUGUCACGUGUCCUGUUCCUGAGACCGACAUACCCAUAAUGCUGGAAAAACAAAUAGAAGAUAUCUUCAGAUCAGUUCAUGCACCUGUGGAAGGACUCAUAGAAGCAAAAGGAUGUCUACCUCGUGCCACUCUGGAGGAGUCCAAUAGGGCCUAUCUCAGUCCUCUAGGCGCUCGUGCCGCCUUAGCUUCAUUGAUGCAAGAACGGCCAAGAAAUUCAGAUGUUCCUAUCUGCCACGUGGAGUUGGAGCAAGAAGACUUAGUCGAUGCAUCUCAAAAGACUGCCAAGAACGAGGAGCACAGCAGGGGAGCAGUUUUGACUGUGACUCGUACUUUGAACUUUGAUGUUGCACAGGAAGGGGCAUCUAACAAAAAGAGAGCAUCGAUCAAAAGGAGAGCUUCCAAGAAGACUUCUCAGACAGAAGAAUCUGCUAAUUUGCGAGUCACUCAGGAGAAGCCAAUCCAGACUCGUAAUGAGCCAGAAGAUGAGAAAUGUAAUACUGCUUCUUCUGUGAAACACUUAAAAAGCUCAGCAUCACGAAAAAAUGUGAACCUUCCUGUGGGAGCUUCUAGGUUGACACGUUCUACCGCUCAGAAAGAAAUCAAGAAUUUAAAUAACCACGUGGAGCUAAAAACUCCAACCAAAGAUAAAAACCAGACGCUUGAUGAACGACCAGAAGAUAAGAAAUCAGAUACUGCUUGUGCUGAGAAACGCUUGACAAAAUCUACAGUGGGGAAAAAUGUGAACCGCUCAAUGGAAACAACUAGGUUAACACGUUCCACAGUUCAUAGAGUAAUCGAGAAUUCAAAUAAUGAUGUUGAGCUUAACCCCCCAGCAGAAGAUAUACACACUUUUCCAAGCCACAUGACAAGGUUAACUCGUUCAGUUUCCCAAAAAGGAGGAAAUUUGAAAUUGAAAAAAGGGUUGGAGGAGAGGAAACAAGCUGAAGGUGGAUCUUUGGUGAUAUUAUUACCAGUACUCGAUACUGGGUCACCCAAGAAGAGAGAUCAAGUUUCAACAUUGGGUAAGCAAACCAAGAUGAAGAUACCAUUAUCCUCUCCUGUUGGGUCUGAUGUACAAUCAUCCCAGUCCCGAGAAAGCAAUAAGAAGCAAAGAGUUGCUGACAUAUCCCCGAACAUUGCAGGAAAAGUUACUCAAAAAGGAGGAAAUUUGAAAUUGGACAAGGGGUUGGAGGAGGGCAAGCUAGCUGAAGGUGGAUCGUUGGUGAUCUUAUUACCAAUAUUUGAUUCUGGGUCACCCAAGAAGGGUGAUCAAGUUUCGACAUUGGGUAAGCAAACCAAGAUGAAGAUGCCAUUAUCCUCUCCUGUUGAGUCCGAUGUACAAUCAUCCCAGUCUCGAGAAAGCAAUAAGAAGCGAAGAGUUACUGACAUAUCCCCGAACAUCGCAAGAAAAGGUGCGGUUUCAGAGAGUAAAGGUCGUUCAGAGGCUGGGUUGCGCUUCUCACCCCGCCUUAAGUUCCUCUCACGGACAGGAUCUUAGAAGCAGGCGUCUGGAUGUAAAAUGCUACCUUAAGUAUAAAAUUAGACGUAGUAGGAAGAUAUUGGCCGAUGGGCUCCCAGGAUUUGCUUCAUCUUUUGGAGUACAUGUACAGGACCUCAAGUACGUAGGUUUUGAAGAACAAAGACAACAACCUUUUGGUUUAGAACUUAGAGAUGAAUAUGUAUGGGGCUCUAUCGUUACUGUCAAUUUUGUGGGAAUGCCGACCAUAAUCAUACAAUUUAUGUAUUGAAAUGAUAAUUAGCUCAGAUAUUAUACUUCUGACCCUUUUGGGAGCAGGUUUCGUAAAAAUGUCCGGUGUGCAGAACUAACAAGCAGUUUAUCUUGGUGGA
Messenger RNA from Papaver somniferum (opium poppy), 2505 nucleotides. RefSeq lists its product as uncharacterized. The transcript is spliced from 5 exons. Gene Ontology annotation, molecular function: chromatin binding. NCBI's taxonomy places the organism in Eukaryota, Viridiplantae, Streptophyta, Magnoliopsida, Ranunculales, Papaveraceae. The record is from RefSeq and is a predicted model, not a curated record. Bases 152 to 2155 code for a protein of 667 amino acids.